AUGGAGCAACUAGUGGUAUUGACAACAUCGGCUUUGGCAUUACCUCCACCAUCGCCCACUGUUCCACGAGAUUUAUGGACAAAUAAAGUUGAAUUUCUUUUGUCGGUUAUUGGCUAUGUUGUCGAUCUUGGUAAUGUCUGGCGAUUUCCUUAUGUAUGUUAUGCAAAUGGUGGUGGUGCAUUUCUUAUUCCAUAUAUGAUAUUUUUAUGUCUUAUUGGUAUACCAAUGAUGUAUCUUGAAUUAUUUCUUGGUCAAUUUUAUCGUUGUGGUAAUAUAACACUUUGGGGUAGACUAGCUCCAUCAAUGAAAGGUAUUGGUAUAGCAUCAUUUCUUAUUGUCACUGCUGUAACAUUAUUUUAUACAACAAUAAUUGCUCAUGCUGUUUUUUAUUUAUUUUCAUCAUUUCGUGAAGUAAUGCCUUGGAGUUUAUGUUCACAUACAUGGAAUACACCUUUAUGUUCUGAACGUAUGCGUACUGAAAUAGAAAAAAAUUAUACUAUUAAACAAAUUCAUAUCAGUGAUAUAAAUAAUUAUUUUCCUUUAAAUGAAACACAAAAAAUUAAUUUAUUUAUGGAAUCAAGAAUUUCAUCAGCUGCUGAAUAUUAUAAUAUUUAUAUGUUAGGUAUUAAUAAUUCAAAAGGUUUAACUGAUUUGGGUAGUAUUAAAAUUGAUUUACUUUUAUGUUUAAUAUCAAUAUUUGUUCUUAUGUAUAUGUGUAUUUAUCGUGGAGUUAAAAGCAAAGCUGUUUAUGUAACAGCUACAUUACCAUAUAUUGUACUAAUAAUAUUACUAAUACAAGGUUUACAUUUAGAAGGUUCACGUAAGGGUAUAACAUAUUUUUUAAAACCAGUAUUUAGCAGAUUAAAUGAUAUGAAAGUUUGGUAUGCAGCAGCAAAUCAAAUAUUUUUUACACUUGGUCCUGGUUUAUCUGUAUUAACAACUUAUGGUUCAUAUAAUGUUUCAAGUAAUAAUUGUUAUUAUGAUGCAUUAAUUGCUGUUGUAGCCAAUUUUGCUGCAAGUUUUCUUUCGGGUUUUGUUGUCUUUUCGGCAUUAGGUCAUAUGUCAUGGCGUUUAAAAAAAGAUGUCGAAAAAGUUGUUGAUGAAGGACCAAGUUUAUCAUUUAUUGCUUAUCCAGAAAUAUUAGCAACAUUUAAACAUCCAGCACUUUUUUCCAUAUUAUUCUUUUUAAUGGUUAUUAAUUUAGGACUUGAUAGUGAUUUUGGUGGUUUAGAAGCAAUGUAUACAGCAUUAAGUGAUGAAUGUCCAUUAUUAAAACGUCAUAGAAAAUCUGGAAUGCUCAUUAUGUGUGGUUUACUAAUUGUUGCAUGUUUACCAACAGUUACACAAGGUGGUAAUUAUGUUGUACUUUUUCUGGAUAAAUUUUCAACAGCUCCAGCACUUAUGCUUGUUGUAAUGAUGGAAGCAAUUGCUGCAAGUUGGGUUUAUGGUAUUAAUAAUCUUGUAAAUGAUAUUCGUACAAAUCUAGGUUUUGAACCAAAUCGUUUUUUUCGUCUUGCUUGGACAUUUUUAUGUCCUAUUAUUGUCAUCAUACUUAUGAUAUUAGCAUUAACUUAUUCAGAUGAAUUAAAAUAUGGUAAUUAUAUAUUUCCAUCAUGGUCAAUUAUAUUUGGUUGGUGUCUUAAUAUGUGUUUUAUUUUACCAAUUCCAAUUACUAUGCUUUAUGUAUUUAUUCGAUAUUCGGAUUCAAGAAAUUCAUUCAAACGUUUUUGUCUUUUAUUUGUACCUAAUAUAAGAAAGCGUAAUGAUAAUCAACAAAUUGAAAAUGGUACGAGCUUUCCAAUGUCAUCAUCAUCGUCAUCACCUAUUUCACAUGUUUGA
Messenger RNA from Rotaria sp. Silwood1, 1839 nucleotides. Lineage: Eukaryota; Metazoa; Rotifera; Eurotatoria; Philodinida; Philodinidae. The record is from the annotation of a GenBank genome assembly.